Molecule: messenger RNA, 384 nt
Organism: Trichomonas vaginalis G3
Lineage: Eukaryota; Parabasalia; Trichomonadida; Trichomonadidae
Exons: 1
Coding region: 1-384 (127 amino acids)
Source: RefSeq, a predicted model, not a curated record
AUGAACACAAGCUCUACUGAAGAUAAUUUCCAAGGAUUGAUUAACCAACUUGAUGCAGUGUACGAUAAAAUGUCAGGUGCUAAAAGGAAUCAAAUCGUACAAGAACAUGAAGCUUUAAUUAAAUUCACUAACGAUUUUCAAAAAAAUCAAACAAAAUUUAUAGGUGAUUUCUUAGAUAUCGAAUCGCCAAUCCCUGAAAAAACUACUAAAAUUGCUACUCCUGAUACUAUACAAGCGGCAAAUCAACAAUUUGAUCAAUUUUUGCAAUUCAAACAGAAAAAGGAAAUCCAGAUUGAUAUAUCAGCUCAAAAAGUAACUGAUUUCAACAAAGAAAUGUGCAAUUCUAUUAAUGCAUUUAUGAGUACUUCAACAUCAAAUAAUUAA